AUGGCGUCCAGCUUUUUCGCAGCAAAGGCAACGUCUUCCUCAAAAUUAACGUCAAAGCAACGGGUAGAACCUGCUCUACAACCAUGGGUAGAAAAAUAUCGACCAAAAACAAUUGACGACAUAUCUGCUCAAGAACACACUGUUGCGGUUCUUCGCAAAACACUCACUUCUACUAAUCUGCCCCAUAUGUUAUUCUAUGGCCCUCCGGGUACGGGCAAGACCUCAACCAUUCUCGCUCUUGCACGUCAGCUCUUCGGCCCUGACAACUUCAGAAAUCGUGUUCUGGAACUAAACGCAUCCGAUGAGCGAGGUAUUAACAUUGUACGCGACAAAAUAAAAAACUUCGCUCGUCAAACACCCAGAGCAGAGACAGUUGCCUCGGACGGCAAAGUAUAUCCAUGUCCGCCUUACAAAAUCAUCAUCCUUGACGAAGCCGACUCUAUGACACAAGAUGCACAAGGUGCUCUUCGACGAAUAAUGGAAACCUACGCUCGCAUCACACGAUUCUGCUUGGUAUGUAAUUACGUGACCCGAAUUAUAGAACCGUUGGCUUCCCGCUGUUCGAAAUUUCGGUUUACACCACUUGAUUCCGAUUCGGCUGCCCUUCGUCUUUCACAUAUCGCACAAGCAGAGGAAAUAGAUGUCGACAAAGCUGUAAUCGACGAACUCAUCUCAACAUCUGCUGGUGACCUCCGACGCGCAAUUACCUAUCUGCAGUCCGCGUCACGGUUAUCCUCUUCGUCAACCCCAGCGACCAAGAUCAAACCGGUCGAUAUUCAGGAAAUAGCUGGAGUUGUUCCAACAGCUGUCAUCGAGGAUUUCGCGAGAAUCCUUGGUAUCGAGGUGCAAAACGACAUGGUUGUAGACGAUUCCCCACCACGUGUUGAUGGUCGAGGUGGAUUUGAGCCCAUAAAGAAAUACGUCAAAUUUCUAAUGAGAGAGGGCUACUCUGCUACCCAGAUCAUUUCUCAAGUACAUGAUUUAGUCACCUUCCACCCUACUCUUAACGGGCGCAAAAAGUCCAAAUGCGCCCUUGUCUUUGCAGAGGCCGAUAAGGCACUUUGCGAUGGUGCAGAUGAGGAACUAUGGGUAAUGGAAGUUGGAUUGCGUGUCAACAAAGCCGUUCUUUCAUAG
This is a messenger RNA of Psilocybe cubensis, 1134 nucleotides long. RefSeq lists its product as uncharacterized. The record is from RefSeq and is a predicted model, not a curated record. Bases 1 to 1134 code for a protein of 377 amino acids. Gene Ontology annotation, biological process: DNA-templated DNA replication; DNA repair. Gene Ontology annotation, cellular component: nucleus; DNA replication factor C complex. The transcript is spliced from 5 exons. Gene Ontology annotation, molecular function: DNA binding; ATP hydrolysis activity; ATP binding. NCBI's taxonomy places the organism in Eukaryota, Fungi, Basidiomycota, Agaricomycetes, Agaricales, Agrocybaceae.